Molecule: messenger RNA, 2329 nt
Organism: Nannospalax galili (Upper Galilee mountains blind mole rat)
Lineage: Eukaryota; Metazoa; Chordata; Mammalia; Rodentia; Spalacidae
Gene: Aldh1b1
Product: aldehyde dehydrogenase 1 family member B1
Exons: 2
Coding region: 196-1749 (517 amino acids)
Molecular function (GO): aldehyde dehydrogenase (NAD+) activity
Source: RefSeq, a predicted model, not a curated record
CGAGGCUGGCUCAGAAGGGCAGCCGCGGGAAAGACCCAGGAGAACCCUAAAUCGCACCUGGACUUGCGCCUGAGCCUGAGCCCCGGCCGGAGCCUAAGCCCGCUGCAGGUAGCUGACGCCCGUGUUCUCUCGCGCCGGGCCUCGCAGCCCUUGUGUCUCUGCGUGGCUGGCUUUCGUCUCCCGCGGAUUGUCAGCAUGCAUUGCUUCCUGGUGCCCCGGCUGCUUUCCCUGAUGGGCAGGACAGCCUUGUAUUCCACAGCAGCCUCUCUCCCAAGCCCCAUUCUGAACCCAGACAUCCGUUAUAGUCAGCUGUUCAUUAACAAUGAGUGGCGAGAUGCGGUCAGCAAAAAGACCUUCCCCACAGUGAACCCUACCACGGGUGAGGUCAUCGGACAUGUGGCUGAAGGUGACCGGGCAGAUGUGGACCUGGCCGUGAAAGCAGCCCGGGAGGCCUUCAGCCUGGGGUCCCCAUGGCGCCGGAUGGAUGCCUCUGAGCGAGGCUGGCUGCUGAACCGCUUGGCUGACCUCGUGGAGCGGGAUCGUGUAUACUUGGCCUCGCUGGAGACCUUGGAUAACGGGAAGCCUUUCCAGGAGUCUUAUGCCUUGGACCUGGAUGAGGUGAUCAAGGUGUACCGUUACUUUGCUGGCUGGGCUGACAAGUGGCAUGGUAAGACCAUCCCAAUGGAUGGUAAGCAUUUUUGUUUCACCAGGCAUGAGCCCGUGGGCGUCUGUGGCCAGAUAAUCCCCUGGAACUUCCCAUUGGUCAUGCAAGGCUGGAAGCUUGCCCCAGCCCUUGCCACAGGCAAUACCGUGGUCAUGAAGGUGGCAGAGCAGACCCCACUCUCUGCCUUAUACUUGGCCUCCCUCAUCAAGGAGGCGGGCUUUCCCCCAGGGGUGGUGAAUAUCAUCACAGGCUAUGGCCCCACAGCAGGAGCAGCGAUCGCCCAGCAUAUGGAUGUGGAUAAAGUCGCCUUCACAGGCUCCACUGAGGUGGGCCACCUGAUCCAGAAGGCUGCUGGUGAUUCUAACCUCAAGAGAGUCACCCUGGAGCUGGGUGGGAAGAGCCCCAGCAUUGUGCUGGCAGAUGCAGACAUGGGUCAUGCUGUGGACCAGUGUCACGAAGCCCUUUUCUUCAACAUGGGCCAGUGCUGCUGUGCAGGCUCCCGGACCUUUGUGGAAGAAUCUAUCUAUGAUGAGUUUCUUGAGAGAACUGUGGAGAAAGCCAAGCAGAGAAAAGUGGGGAACCCCUUUGAGUUGGACACCCAACAGGGGCCCCAGGUGGACAAAGAGCAGUUCGAACGCAUCCUGGGCUACAUCCAGCUUGGCCAAAAGGAGGGGGCAAAACUUCUGUGCGGUGGGGAGCGUUUUGGGGAGUGUGGCUUCUUCAUCAAGCCCACAGUUUUUGGGGGUGUGCAGGAUGACAUGAGGAUUGCCAAGGAGGAGAUCUUCGGGCCUGUGCAGCCCCUGUUCAAGUUCAAGAAGAUCGAGGAGGUGAUUGAGAGGGCCAACAACACCAGGUAUGGCCUGGCUGCUGCUGUGUUCACUCGAGACCUGGACAAGGCCUUGUACUUCACCCAGGCCCUGCAAGCCGGGACGGUGUGGGUAAACACCUACAACAUUGUUACCUGCCAUACUCCAUUCGGAGGCUUUAAGGAAUCUGGCAAUGGGAGGGAGCUGGGGGAGGAUGGGCUUAGAGCCUACACGGAGGUGAAAACAGUCACCAUCAAGGUUCCUGAGAAGAACUCCUGAGCACAGCCACCCUGAAGGCCCAGUCCAGUCCUGCAGUUCCACAACUGUCCAGCCAGUGAAUGGCAAACCUUGAUUUUAGACAGAGUUCCAAACGAACUGUUAGAAGGAACUUGAGCAAAUAAAAUGAUUCAACCAGAUCUGUUCUAGUUAAAGCAGAAAUGGUGGCAGGCCGACCUCUGCCCACCUCUUCCCCAGUCCUGGCCUCACUUCCUUCAGAUUUCUUCAAGAGACCUUAGGAGUUUCCAGAAGGCCCAUUAAAAGCCACUGCUUCUUCAGCUAUAAGAAGGAAUGAAAUAUGGGCACAAGCACAACAUGAAUGAGCCUCAGAAACAGCGUGUUAAGUAAAAGAAGCCAGCCACACGUUGUCCAGACAAGGCAUAUUCAUAGAAGGGGCUACGGGGUCGGGGAAUGGGGAAUGGUUUAUGUAUAUGGGGCUCUUCUUGGGGAGGUUUCGAAAAUGUUUUGGAAUUGGAUAUAUCUGAACCAGUUUGCAAAUGUACUAAUUUUCCACUGAAUUGAACACUUAAUUAUGAUAUGUGAAUUAAUUUCAUUUUAAAAUUAAAAUAAGUGCAGCAUUCUA